This is a messenger RNA of Perognathus longimembris pacificus (Pacific pocket mouse), 1503 nucleotides long. It is a transcript of the gene Trim35, whose product is annotated as tripartite motif containing 35. The transcript has 6 exons. Gene Ontology annotation, biological process: positive regulation of apoptotic process; innate immune response. NCBI's taxonomy places the organism in Eukaryota, Metazoa, Chordata, Mammalia, Rodentia, Heteromyidae. Gene Ontology annotation, molecular function: protein binding; zinc ion binding. The record is from RefSeq and is a predicted model, not a curated record. The coding region runs from base 4 to 1503 and encodes 499 amino acids.
GUGAUGGAGUCGGCGCCCGCGGCGGCCCCCGGGCCUUCCUCCGCGCCCUCCCUCAGGGAGGAGCCGCUGUGCGCGGUGUGCUCCGACCCUUCCCCGGACGCCGUGACCCUGGACUGCGGCCACAACUUCUGCCUCCAGUGCGUGAGCCGCUGCUGGGCCGAGCAGCCGACGCCCGCCUGCCCCGCGUGCAGGGGGGGCGCCGCGCCGCCCCCGGCGCCGCGCACCCACCCCGCGCUCAACCGCCUGCUGGCCAACGUGCGGCUGGGCAAGGGCGCGGCGGGCCUGGGCCAGGGCGGGCUGGGCCGCCGCCCCGCGCGCCGCUGCCGCCCGCACCGCGCCGAGUUCUCCCACUACUGCUGGGAGGACAAGGAGCUGCUGUGCGGGACGUGCGGGGUCGACGCGCGCCACCAGGAGCACCGCGUGCAGUCGCUGGAGGAGGCCGCCCGCAGCGCCCGGGCCAAAUGUAAGAACAUGGAGCAUACACUGCAGCAGAAAACCAGGGCCUUCAGCAGCACGCUGAGUUCCUAUGAGGCUGUGGCCAAGCACAACCAGGAUGAGACUGCCUGGCUGGAAGGUCGCAUUCACCAGGAAUUUGAAAAGCUGCAAGAGUUCCUGAGGGCGGAAGAAAAGGCCACCCUGGACAUGAUGGCUGAGGACAGCAAAGAGAAGCAGCUGCUGAUGGACCAGAAGAUAAAGGAUCUCACACGGGGGAUGGAAGCACUGAACCGAGAGAUUAAGCGGCUGAAGAUGGAAAUGAGGGAAGAUGACAUUUCCUUUCUCCUGAAACACAAGGCCCGAAAACGCCGGCUCUUCUACAUUCUGGAUCCGGACCCCCUCCAGCCUGGCAUGCUCAUUGAUGUCUGCAAGUACCUGGGGUCUCUGCAGUACCGCGUCUGGAAGAAGAUGAUCUCCUUCAUUGAAGUUGUGCCCAUCACCUUGGAUCCAAACACUGCCUCUGGCUGGUUGUCGGUGCACGAUGACCUUGCAAGUGUCAGCAACCAAGCCUACUGGAGACCGGUGGGGAAUCCGGAUCGAUUUUCCUCAGCACCCGCCCUGAUGGGCUCCCAAGUCUUCUCGGAGGGCUACCAUGCUUGGGAGGUUUCUGUGGGUGAGCUGCAGAACUGGCGUGUAGGUGUGAUGCGGGUAGAGUCAGAGAUAGGAGAAGAAUGCUACACCCACAACUGCUUCUACGACACGCGCUCGGGCUUCUGGUACCUGUACCAUAUGCGGGGCCAGGAGGAUGACAUAUGCAUCGCCUCAGAGCAGGGCAUCGUCAUUCUGCCCCUGCCCAUGCCACACCGCCUGCGCGUGGAGCUCGAGUGCGAGGAUGGCGAGCUCUCUUUCUACGACGUUGGGCGCCAGUGCCAUAUCUACACCUUCCAUGCUUGCUUUGGAACGGUGCGGCCCUACUUCUACAUAGGGCCCCCUCAGGAGAACGAGGCCCAUGAGCCUCUGCGCAUCUGCCCCCUUCAAGUUACUAUCAGGGAGGAGCUGGACGGCUGA